Naegleria gruberi is the source of this 1900-nucleotide messenger RNA. RefSeq lists its product as uncharacterized. Gene Ontology annotation, biological process: ATP metabolic process; proton transmembrane transport. The transcript has a single exon. Gene Ontology annotation, cellular component: proton-transporting V-type ATPase, V1 domain. The coding region runs from base 38 to 1858 and encodes 606 amino acids. Gene Ontology annotation, molecular function: ATP binding; ATP hydrolysis activity; proton-transporting ATPase activity, rotational mechanism. The record is from RefSeq and is a predicted model, not a curated record. NCBI's taxonomy places the organism in Eukaryota, Heterolobosea, Eutetramitea, Acrasida, Naegleriidae.
AUAAGACCAUACACACUCUACCCAUCAUCCAAUAAAAAUGAGAGAAGGAGAAAGUCAAUACGGUGAUAUCUUGUCUGUUUCAGGACCAGUCGUCGUUGCUGAAAAGAUGGAAGGUGCUGCCAUGUACGAACUUGUUCGUGUUGGUAAUCAACAACUUGUGGGUGAAAUUAUUCGUUUGGAAGGUGAUACUGCCACAAUCCAAGUCUACGAAGAAACAUCAGGUUUGACUGUUGGUGAUCCAGUAUUGAGAACUGGACAACCAUUGUCUGUUCACUUGGGUCCAGGUAUCAUGGGUAGUAUUUUCGACGGUAUCCAACGUCCUUUGGAAGUCAUUUAUAAAAACUGCAAUGAAGAUAUUUACAUUCCUAGAGGUAUUAACGUAAAUUCAUUGGAUAUGGAUAAGAACUGGUUUUUCAACCCAACAAACUUCUCUAUUGGUGAUAAAAUCACUGGAGGUGACAUUUUCGGUGAAGUUGAAGAAAAUGACUUUAUUAAUCACAAAAUCCUCCUUCCACCAGGUGCUAUGGGUGAAAUUACUUAUAUUGCUAGCCCAGGUAACUAUACUCUUAACGAUGCUGUCAUUGAAGUUGAUUUCAAUGGUAUGAAGAGACAAUUCGGUAUGGCCCACUUCUGGCCUGUACGUCAACCUCGUCCAGUUAUUGAAAAGUUAGCUGGUGAUUAUCCAAUUUUGACUGGUCAACGUGUUUUGGAUGCUGUCUUCCCUUCUGUCCAAGGUGGUACUUGUGCUAUUCCAGGUGCCUUUGGUUGUGGUAAGACUGUCAUUUCCCAAGCUAUUUCUAAAUAUUCUAACUCUGAAGCUAUUAUCUACGUUGGUUGUGGUGAACGUGGUAACGAAAUGGCUGAAGUAUUGAUGGAAUUCCCUCACCUUACUGUUACUAAUCAAAAGACUGGUAAGGAAGUUUCUAUCAUGAACAGAACUUGUCUUGUUGCUAACACUUCAAACAUGCCUGUUGCUGCCAGAGAAGCUUCUAUUUAUACUGGUAUUACAUUGUCCGAAUAUUUCAGAGAUAUGGGUAUGAACGUUGCUAUGAUGGCUGACUCUACUUCUCGUUGGGCUGAAGCUUUGAGAGAAAUUUCUGGUCGUCUUGCUGAAAUGCCUGCUGACUCUGGUUAUCCAGCUUAUUUGGGUGCUCGUUUGGCUUCUUUCUAUGAACGUGCUGGUAAGGUUCGUUGUAUUGGUAAUCCAGGUCGUACUGGUUCAAUUACUAUUGUCGGUGCUGUUUCUCCACCUGGUGGUGACUUUGCCGAUCCAGUUACUGCUUCAACUUUGGGUAUUGUCCAAGUCUUUUGGGGUUUGGAUAAGAAAUUGGCUCAAAGAAAGCACUUCCCUUCAGUCAACUGGCUCAUUUCCUACUCUAAAUACAUUAACUCUUUGGAACCUUUCUAUGAAAAGGUCGAUCCUGAAUUCGUUCGUUUGCGUACAAUCAUGAGAGAAAUUCUCCAACAAGAAGAAGAUUUGACAGAAAUUGUCCAAUUGGUCGGUAAGGACUCACUCCCAGAAAACGAUAAGGUUACAUUGGAAGUUGCUAAAUUAUUGAGAGAAGAUUUCUUGCAACAAAACUCAUUCACUGAUUAUGACAAGUAUUGUCCAUUCUUUAAGACUAUUCUCAUGUUGCGUAACUUUAUUAAAUUCUAUGAAGAUUCUCAAAAGGCUGUUCAAGAAUCAGGUGCCAAGAUUACAUGGAACACAAUUAAGAAUGCCAUGACUGAUUUGACUUACAAGUUGUCAAGCCAAAAGUUUAUCAAGCCAUCCCUUGGUGAAGCUGGUGUUAAACAACAACUUAACGACCUUUAUCAAGAAAUUUCAAAUGCUUUCAAGAAUCUUGAAGAAGAGUAAAUAUAUAAACCAAUUUUGUAAUAAUAUUGAAAAUUUAAAAAA